AUGGCUCGCACCAAACAAACAGCUCGGAAAUCAGUAGGCGGCAAAGCACCUCGAAAAUCUGCUGUGUUUCAAACGUAUGCUAAACGAAAACAAGUUCAAGCUAAACAACAAGGUAAAGCAGAAGUAACCGAAGCCGAACUUGAAGCCACAGCACCUGCCGAUGUAACAUAUGAUGUGAGUUAUGAAAGUUCAUUUUAUGCUCAUCAUUUUACGGCACAACCAACAACAACAGAUCUAUUCAUGCCAUCAUAUGGUAUUGCUACGAUAGUCGAUCCACUAGAGAAUGGAAAUCAAAAUAUUGAACAUUGGCUAAGUGUUAAUUUUAAUAGUUGUCUCGAUGGCGCAGGUAUUCGUACACAUCGUGCUCGACUUCAUCUUGUUAUAACACUUGAUAUAUCUGGCUCGAUGUCAGACAGAUUCGAAGGUGAGCCAGGUAAAACGAAAUUACAAAUAGCACAACAAUCAUUGUUAACACUGCUUAAACAACUUGGACCUGAUGAUGCACUUGGCAUUGUACUUUUUAAUCACAGUGCAACAGUUUUACAGCCGAUUGAAAGAAUAUCAUCAAUUGAUAAAAAAAAACUAGAAGAAAAUAUUCUUAAACUACGUGCCAGCGGUGGUACCACUAUCGCUCGGGCCAUUGAAGUUGCCAGUGAAUUAUAUAAUUCGACUGCAGAUCAGAAGGGUAUGAAAGAUGAUAACAAUAUGAUCAGUCGUCGAAUAUUUUUUCUAACUGAUAUGGAAGUAUCAACGACCGAUGGGGAAACUUUUCUAAAACAUAUUAAAGAUAAUGCAGAAAAACAUACGAUUUGGUCAACAGUCGUUGGUGUUGGACUUGACUUAGGUGCUGAAGUUAUUCAAUCAGUAUCACGAACAAUCGGUUGUAAUUAUUGUAAUGUUCGCAGUGCUCGAACGUUUGAUGAAUUGAUGAAUACUGAAUUUCAUUAUACAGUUACACCGAUUGGCUUUAACAUUGAAUUAUCAAUAGCAGGAGAACGUUAUACAAUGGAACAAGGAUAUGGUUCACCUGAGAUACAUCAGUUACAAGAUAAAAUAGAUACUCGUCAAUCAAUUAAAAUAAUUACUGAGUUUCCAUCGCCAAUGAAUGAUAAAAACGAAGUACGUGGUGGAUGCCUUUUAUUUAAAAUAAUUGAUAUGAAAAAGGAUGAAGUCAAUGAAAAUUUUAAAAUCACCACCUCGUGGGAUACAGUUUCAGGCAUACGACAGAGCAAUGAAAAAGAAUUCGAAUUUUCAAAUGAUGUUGAUUCAUUUACACAUUCGGGUAUACGCAAAUCUAUUCUACUGGUACGUUAUACAUCGUUUAUGAAACGUUAUUUGAAAUUACGUCAAGCAUCAGCUACACCGGAUGUUAUCGAUGAAUAUCAGUCAAUGCGUCGACAAUAUCCAAGUUUAGUAGAAUAUUUUAAAAAGGAAAUGACCGCCAUUAAUGACAAAUCAUUGGACGAGGAAGAAUACAAACAUUUAACGGAUAUUGCUCAACAGGAUGACAUACCUUUGAAUGAAAACCUUCUAACACUGCCACCCAUUGAAGCUACAUCUGCAUCUGCAUCUGUUACUACUGUCACUAUGCCUACUACUAUUACUACUAUAAUAAAGAAAACAAUACCUUCAUUGGACGAAUUACCUCGUCGAGAUCUACAAACUUUAGCAAAAAAACAUAGUAUUAAAGGAAAUUUGAAAACAGAAGAACUUGUACGACGACUAUCCGAUGUAAUUGCUGGCGAUGCAACGCGUGCUACUAGCUCCGGUGGUGAUGUCUGUUGUAUUUGCUUGACAAACAACAGUUCAGUGAGCUUAUUACCAUGUGGUCAUACAUGUUUAUGUAACGAUUGCAUUGCUAAACAAGAAGAACGUUUAACUAAAUGUCCUAUUUGUCGACAGGACAUUUUUGAUACAUCAACAUCAACAAUUAAACGACAACGUACAAAUUAA
This is a messenger RNA of Rotaria socialis, 1953 nucleotides long. The record is from the annotation of a GenBank genome assembly. NCBI's taxonomy places the organism in Eukaryota, Metazoa, Rotifera, Eurotatoria, Philodinida, Philodinidae.